AUGGAAAACGUGACGGCCACGAUGAGCGCCGUGCAGCUCACGGACGACGACGACGCAGCAGCCGCCACCGCCGCCGCCAAGAAGUUUGCGCGUCGUGACCACCUCAUCGACAUCGAGCACCAGGUGCUGGCCAAGUGGGACGCGGCGAAACUCUUUGAAUCGGACGCAGACUCGAGGCCAGCGACAGCCACGAAGAAGAACAAGUACCUCGUGACGUUCCCGUACCCGUAUAUGAACGGCUACUUGCACGUCGGGCACCUGUUUACGCUGUUAAAAGUCGAGUUUGCCGCCCGGUACCACCGUCUCCAGGGCGAGAACGUGCUGUUCCCCUUUGCCUUCCACUGCACGGGCAUGCCCAUCCAAGCGGCAGCGAACAAACUCAAGCGCGAGCUCGAGACGUUUGGGAAUCCACCGGACUUUUCCCGUGCAUUACUGAAGCCUAAUGACCAAGACAAGGACGAGGCGAAGUCGGAGACUGUUGAUGCAGGGAAGAAGAGCAUGGAAGGAUCGUUGAACAAGGCACAUGGCAAGAAGUCCAAGGCCGCAGCCAAGACGGGCGGCGUCGUGCAUCAGUACGACAUCCUCAAGAUGUCGCACAUUCCCGAAGACGAGAUCCCCAAGUUCCAUGAUCCGCUCUAUUGGCUCCAGUACUUUCCACCCCAUGCAAUUGCUGACCUCAAGCGCUUCGGCAUGAACAUUGACUGGCGUCGGUCGUUUAUUACGACAGACGUGAACCCGUUUUAUAAUGCGUUUGUCGAGUGGCAGCUGAAUAAACUCAAUGACCACGGUCGUGUCGUGCGUGGCAAACGUCCGAAUGUCUACUCCAUUUUGGAUGGACAGAGCUGCGCAGAUCACGAUCGUGCGUCGGGUGAAGGUGUGGGGCCGCAAGAAUACACGCUUGCCAAGCUGCGUGUGAAGGAGCCGCUGCCAGAGAAGUUUGCUGCACUUGCUGGCAAGAAGGUAUACUUGGCUGCUGCGACGCUGCGUCCUGAGACGCUGUACGGACAGACGAACUGCUUUGUGCUACCUGAAGGCGCUUAUGGCGCUUUCCUCAUUAACGAUGACAAUGACGUGUUUGUGAUGAGCCGUCGUGCGGCACGCAACCUGGCUCACCAGGAAUACUCGCGUGUAUGGGGGAAAGAAGAAUGCUUGCUUGAGGUGAAAGGCUCGGACCUACUGGGUUUGCCGCUGGCAUCGCCUAACGCACCAUACGAUACGAUCUACACGUUACCGCUUCUCACCAUUUCGAUGAGCAAGGGUACUGGUGUAGUCAUGAGUGUGCCGUCCGACUCGCCAGACGACUACGCCGCGUUUCGUGACUUGAAGCAGAAGCCUGCCUUGCGCGAAAAGUACGGCAUUGAAGACUAUAUGGUGCUGCCCUACGAGCCGGUUCCCAUCAUCGAGAUCCCGGGGUUCGGCGAUAUGGCUGCUGAAAAGGUUUGCCAUGACCUCAAGAUUGUUUCGCAGAAUGACAAGGACAAGCUGGCUAAGGCUAAGGAGCUUGUGUACCUCAAGGGUUUCUACGAGGGCAUCCUCAUUGUGGGCUCGCAGAAAGGUCAGAAGGUGUGUGACGCCAAGGCCAUCAUGCGCCAGGAACUGAUUGACGCUGGCAAUGGCGUUCCGUACUGGGAGCCCGAGUCACUCGUGAUGUCACGUAGUGGUGACGAGUGUGUGGUUGCUCAUCUGGACCAGUGGUACUUGACCUAUGGCGCCGAAGACUGGAAAAAGCGCGUCAUGGAUCACAUUAGCGACCCAAAGCUCUUCGAUGCGUACAACCCGGUGGCACUUGGUGAGUACAAGUCUACUCUUGGGUGGCUGAAAGAGUGGGCACCGUGCCGUCAGUCUGGUCUCGGCACGCGUCUUCCGUGGGACCCCGAGUUUGUUGUGGAGUCUCUUACGGACUCGACCAUCUACAUGGCCUACUAUACCAUCGCGCACCACUUGCAGGCCAACCUGGAUGGCUCGGAGCUGGGUCCACACGGCAUCAGACCUGAGCAGAUGACGAAGGAAGUGUUUGACUUUAUUUUCUUGAAAGCCUCACCACCUACCGAGAGUGCGAUCCCGCUGGCCGUGCUGAAGCAAAUCCGCGACGAGUUUGAGUACUGGUACCCUGUCGAUGUGCGCGCGUCCGGCAAGGAUUUGAUUCGCAACCACUUGACCAUGUGCCUGUACAAUCACGCUGAGAUUUGGCGUGAUGACCCGUCAAAGUGGCCGCGCGGCUUUUUUACGAAUGGACAUGUGCAGGUGGAUGGCAAGAAAAUGUCCAAGUCCAUGGGAAACUUCCUUACGCUUAAAGACUGCGCUGUCGAGUUCGGUGCCGAUGCCACUCGUUUCGCUUGUGCUGAUGCUGGUGAUGGCAUGGACGAUGCUAACUACGCGUUGGACACAUGCCGCAUGGCGAUCCUGCGUCUGACUACCGAGGAAGAGUGGAUUAAGCGGAUCGUGGAUGAUAAGGCGUCGUUGCGCCGUGGUGAGCUCAACUUCAACGACAAGGUCUUUUUGAACCAAAUGAACGACCACAUCAAGCAGACGGCGUCGUUUUAUGAUCGCCUGCUGUGGCGCGAAGGCCUUCACUCGGGCUUCUUCGAGUUCCAGAUCGCUCGCGACUCAUACCGCGACAUAUGCACCCGGAGUGAGGUACCGAUGCACCAUGACGUUAUCAUGCGAUUCAUCGAGUCUCAGCUCGUCAUCUUUUCUCCUAUUUGCCCGCAUUUCUGCGAAUACAUGUGGACCGCAAUCGGCAACCAAGGCUUCGUGUCGGUGGCUCCUUGGCCCGUGACGGAGGAAGUCGACCACGCGCUGCUGCGUGCGGGUGAUUUUCUGAACAAAAUCACCCGCAGCUUCCGUGAAGUGCUCACAAAAAGUAGCAGCAAGACGAAGGGAAAGAAGGGGGCUGUUUCGGCUACGCCGGCCAAGAAGCCUACCCAUGCGCAUGUGUAUCUGACAACGGAGUUCCCAGAGUGGCAGCAGAAGGUGCUCGUGUUUAUGGACGGUCUUUUCGAUGACGCGACGAAGCAGUUUCCUGCUGACUUUAUGAAGCAGCUUAAGGGUGAAAUUACCAGGGACGACUCGCUGAAGAAGCUCACGAAGAACGUGAUGCAGUUUGCUGCGUUCGUCAAGGCGGAAGCUGAGCUGCGUGGUCGUGAGGCGCUGGAGCUGAGGAUGCCGUACGACCAGAAGAGCGUGCUUGCCUCUAACAAGUUGUAUCUCUGCCGAUCGCUAGAGCUUCAGGACAUUGAUUUCUAUUACCUGGGCGAAGAGAUCCCGCCGAAUGCAGAGACAAGGAAAAUGGAGACGGCAUCACCGGGUAAGCCUGCCAUCUACGUCUUUGCUCCGUAA
Messenger RNA from Peronospora matthiolae, 3339 nucleotides. NCBI's taxonomy places the organism in Eukaryota, Oomycota, Peronosporomycetes, Peronosporales, Peronosporaceae. The record is from the annotation of a GenBank genome assembly.